Messenger RNA from Neoarius graeffei (lesser salmon catfish), 948 nucleotides. RefSeq lists its product as uncharacterized. Bases 1 to 948 code for a protein of 315 amino acids. The transcript has a single exon. Lineage: Eukaryota; Metazoa; Chordata; Actinopteri; Siluriformes; Ariidae. The record is from RefSeq and is a predicted model, not a curated record.
AUGUCGGACAACGAGGAAGCUAGCGCUAACCGUGAAAUAGCUGUGUCCAUGGUAGGAACACUUACUGCGUUUGACAGUCAGGCUCAGACUUGGGAGGAAUAUUGUGAAGUUUUGGAGCACUUUUUUGAGGCAAAUGAGAUUGCUGAUGGAGGGAGAAAGCGGGCAAUACUGUUGAGCUCAGUAGGCAGCAAGACAUACAGUUUAAUGAGGAACCUGCUAAGCCCAGACAAGCCUGGUGCUAAGUCAUACAAGGACUUGACUGAGCUGCUUCAGUCGCAUUACAAUCCAGAGCCCAGUGAAAUAGUCCAGAGAUUUAAGUUUAAUUCAAGGACUAGAGCAGCAAAUGAGACUGUGACAGAGUAUGUGGCGGUGCUAAGAGAGCUGGCACAACAUUGCAAUUAUGGAGAAAAGCUGAAAGAGAUGCUACGCGAUAGGCUCGUGUGCGGCAUUGCGGAUGAUCAUAUACAGAGAAAACUGUUGGCGGAGCCUGAGCUGACAUUUGAAAAGGCCUUGAAAGUCGCGCAAGCCAUCGAGACAGCAAACAAGGAUGUGCGUGACCUCCAAUCACAACCAAAGACGCUGGACAGUACUGUAAGCAAAAGUGCAACACCAUUGACAGUGCAUAAUGUGGGUACAAGACCUAAAUGGCGGGGCAAGGAUGCUCCAUUAGCUUGUUAUAGGUGUGGGGGUGAACACUUAGCACGGGACUGUCGGUUUUUAAACGAAAGGUGCCAUGGAUGUGGUAAAAAGGGGCAUGUGAAGAUGUGCAGGUCCUCUCCUCCUACUGAUCAGCAGAAGGCUAAGGGGGGAGGGAAGCAUAAGAAUUUUGUUAAGGAUGGAAAGGAUAGCCGAAAAGAGAAAAAGCAGUCCACACACCAUAUCAGCGAGUCCUCUGAUUCACAAUCCAGUGAUGAAGAAUUGUUUUCAAUGCACAACUUAAAAGAUUAA